Molecule: messenger RNA, 687 nt
Organism: Vicia villosa (hairy vetch)
Lineage: Eukaryota; Viridiplantae; Streptophyta; Magnoliopsida; Fabales; Fabaceae
Exons: 1
Coding region: 1-687 (228 amino acids)
Source: RefSeq, a predicted model, not a curated record
AUGGUGGACUCUGUUACUGUGGAAGCUGCAGUAACGGCUGGAAGGGGUGGUGAUUCUGAUUACACGCAGCACGCAGCGCUUCUGUCCGACUUACUGUCGGAGCUGCAGCAGCGGCAACUAGCUGUUCAUCACAGUGGGGCCGAUUCUUUUGGGUGGAGAAAGGAGUCUAGCGGCGUUUUCUCGGUGAGUUCGUGUUAUAAGAUUUUUAAAGAGAAACUUUCUAGCCCUCCGCUUGACAAUUUCACGGUUCUAGCUUUAUCUCAACUUUGGAAUAUUAAAGUACCUUCGAAGAUUCUUUUCUUUGGUUGGCGUUGCAUUAUUAAUAAACUUGCAACCAAAGAUCUUUUGGUUAAAAGGGGCAUUUUGAGAGAGGGAAACGAUGCUAGAUGUGUUCUUUGUUUAUCGGAGGAUGAGUCGCACCGGCAUUUGUUCGUUAAUUGUGUUGUGACCAAUCGGAUUUGGAGGAAAGUUUAUGAUUGGGUUGGAGUUUCAACAUCCUUAACUAGAGAGGAAUUUGUGAAUUUUUUCCAUAAUUGUGAUAAGAUUAGGUGUGUCAAUUCUAGAGUCAUCAGGGCGGUGGUGUGGCUUUCAACGGCUUGGAAUAUUUGGUUAUCUAGGAAUGCCGUCGUUUUUAAAAGUGAAAAUUUUAGUUUCCUUCAAUGUUGGUCGGACUUCGGAGAUUGUUGA